Molecule: messenger RNA, 1366 nt
Organism: Eutrema salsugineum
Lineage: Eukaryota; Viridiplantae; Streptophyta; Magnoliopsida; Brassicales; Brassicaceae
Exons: 14
Coding region: 108-1181 (357 amino acids)
Source: RefSeq, a predicted model, not a curated record
ACUUAACUAGUUGUCAUGACUUGUGUCAAUUGCUUCCAAAUCCCCAAAAUCUCUGGCGUGUCCCCGGUUCUAGCUCCUUUCCUCGUAAUCUGAUUACAUACCGCGAUAUGUCUCUUUCGUCGGAAUCCACCGUUCCUACGGUUAGUACCGUCACCGUAUCUUACUCGGAGCUCAAGGAGAGCAACAUAGAUUUAUCUGCGAGGGUUGAACAAGGAUUCGGACCUGAUGGACUUGGAAUCAUUUCCGUUAAAGAUGUUCCAGGGUAUUCUGAUUUACGUCAGAAUCUACUUCAGCUUGCACCUCGGUUAGCUAAUCUUCCUGAAGAGGUGAAGAGGGAGCUUGAAGAUGCUCAUAGCAGGUAUAAUUUCGGUUGGAGUCAUGGUAAGGAGAAACUUGAAUCCGGGAAGCUUGACAUGUUAAAGGGUUCUUAUUAUGCUAAUCCUCUACAAGAUGUACCCACGAGUAAUUCAUCUGAAAUCCAGCGGUAUCCAUGGUAUUGUGGAUCAAACAUAUGGCCAGGAAAUUCUUUGCCGGAACUCGAAGGAGCUUUCAAAGCUCUUGGUAAACUGAUGUUCGAAGUUGGGCUGAUGGUAGCUUACCACUGUGAUCGAUAUGUGUCAAAGGGUAUAAAACAACAUGAAAAGCAAAAUCUUGAAAAGAUACUACUUGGCUCUCGGUGUCACAAAGGACGUCUGCUUUACUAUUUUCCUGCACAGGAUAGCACAACGGAUGACAACGAUUCCAUCUCAUCUUGGUGUGGAUGGCAUACAGACCAUGGUUCACUCACAGGUCUUACUCGUGCAAUAUUUUCAAGAAAUUCAGUGGAAGUACCUUGCCCAGAUCCUGCUUCUGGCUUAUACAUUCAAACACGGUCAGGUCAGAUCGUUAAGGUUGUGUAUGGAGAAGAUGAAAUAGCAUACCAAAUAGGCGAGACAACAGCGAUUCUGUCGAGAGGUUAUCUCUGUGCUACACCUCAUUGUGUACGGGCGCCACAAGGAGAUGAGGCUUGUGGUCUAGAGCGAUCUACAUUUGCAUUGUUCAUGCAACCUGACUGGGAUCAGAAGCUUACAUUUCCCAAGGAAGUAACAAACCAUGAAGAUGUCUCUCUCUCUAAUGGCGUCUUGACGUUUGGAGAAUAUACAGAGAAACUACUCAAUAUGUACUACGAUACAAAACCAUAGGACCCUUUUUAACGCAAUGUGUAAAUCACGAUUCCAUUGGUGUAAGAUUAAAAAAAGGGGGGGAAAAAAAAUCCACCAAAUUAGUACUUUCGGUCGUAGGAAGUAAAAUUUGAUUUUUGAUGUUUGGUUUAAUUUGACGUUUGAACCAAACAGAAAUUUACAGAGUACAAUAAUUGGUUUGGUUU